Messenger RNA from Cannabis sativa, 1782 nucleotides. RefSeq lists its product as uncharacterized. The transcript has 5 exons. Bases 1 to 1782 code for a protein of 593 amino acids. The record is from RefSeq and is a predicted model, not a curated record. NCBI's taxonomy places the organism in Eukaryota, Viridiplantae, Streptophyta, Magnoliopsida, Rosales, Cannabaceae.
AUGCGGUGGCACUACUCUAAGAGACCUAAAGAGGAUGACGUGAUUAGACACCCUGCAGAUGCAGAAGAGUGGAAGCAUUUUGACAGACGUCAUCCAUCAUUCGCACUUGAGCCUAGAAAUGUGAGAUUGGGAUUGGCCACCGACUGGUUCAAUCCCUUUGGUAACAUGAGUAACGCUUACAGUGUGUGGCCUGUUAUUUUAGUCCCGUACAACUUACCCCUGUGGAAGUGCAUGAAACUUGAGUCGUUGAUGUUGUCUCUUUUGGUGCUAGGACGCACUGCCUCUGGAAAAGACAUGAAUGUUUUUAUGAGACCAUUGAUUGAUGGAUUGAGAGAGUUGUGGGAUUCAGGUGUCCAAGCUCGAGAUGCUUACAAUGGGACCGUGUUCACACUAAGAGCUGCCAUUUUGUGGACCAUUAAUGACUUCUCGGCGUAUGCAAUGAUGUCUGGAUGGAGCACCAAAGGGUACAAGGCGUGCCCCACCUAUAAGGAGCACACUCCUUCCAUUGGAUUGCACAUCAAGAUUGGUUAUGUUGGCCACAGAAGGUUUCUUGAAAUGGAUGAUGCAAGGCGUAGAAGUAAAAAAUACGAUGGGAAAAUUGAGAAAAGACCACCUCCUCCACAAUUGUUGGGGGACGAUAUUUUAGCUCAGCUUGAGCAGUUCCAAUUUCGUUUGCCUGGAAAACACAAGCAAUUUGGUGGAGUCAAAGGUAAACGUUCUUUCCCAGACGGAUUCACUUCAAAUUUAGAGAAAAAUGUCAAUGAGACUGAAGAUAAAAUUUUCGGUCUGAAGUCUCACGAUUUUCAUGUGUUGCUACAAUGCUUGAUGCCUGGUGGCAUUAGAAAGUUCUUCAAGAAAGAAGUUAGGGAUACCAUAACUGAGUUCUGUGUAUUUUUCCAGAAAUGGUGCUGUAAGACAUUGAAUGUUACAGACUUGCAGAUCAUGCAAAAAAGUAUUCUAGACAUUCUUUGCAAAUUGGAAACCAUUUUCCCACCAGCAUUUUUUGACAUAAUUGUUCACUUGGUGAUGCAUUUACCUAAAGAAGCGAUGGUUGGGGGACCAAUGCACUUCAGGUGGAUGUAUCCAAUCGAACGAGCCAUGUCUGUGUACAAACAAUAUGUCAAAAAUCGUUCUCGACCGGAAGGAUCUAUUUCUGAAGCUUAUGCAGUUAACGAAGCCUUAACCUUCUGUUCAAUGUACUUCCGGGUAAUAGAAACUCGAUUUAAUCGUGAAGAUCGAAAUAGUGAUGUCCUCCCAAAUAAGCCUGAAAGGGAAUUCUCUAUAUUUAAGCAUGUUGGGCGACCAAUUGGUCAGAGGACCAUUGUUGCUUUACCAAUGCAAGAUAAAUUGAAGGCAGAGUGGUACAUUCUGAACAAUUUGAGCAAAGGAACAAGCUACAACUUAGGGGUCAAUGAGACAAUUCAAGAGAAUGAGUUUCCUAGUUGGUUCAAGUCUCGAAUCAAUCAACUUCGAGCAGAUAAUCCUGCAGAAGUAUCAGAUGAGUUGUAUGCCAUUGCAAAUCCCUCUAACCCAACAUGUUAUUGUUAUCCUGGAUGUAUUGUUAACGGUAUCAAAUUCUUGGUCGAGGAUCGGGAUGAAAAUCGUAAGACCCAAAACAGUGGUAUUUUGAAUGGAGUUGAUUGGAACCUUGUCAAUUUUUACACCCCUCGCAAUGUCUGGGACUUUUUGGAUGAGGAUGAUGAUGAGACAACAACUAUACAAGAAAGAAACUCUUCAGGAAUUUCUUUAGUCGUUCAACUUCCACAAUUGGAUGAUGUAUAA